Paramacrobiotus metropolitanus is the source of this 2615-nucleotide messenger RNA. RefSeq lists its product as uncharacterized. NCBI's taxonomy places the organism in Eukaryota, Metazoa, Tardigrada, Eutardigrada, Parachela, Macrobiotidae. The coding region runs from base 43 to 2613 and encodes 856 amino acids. Gene Ontology annotation, cellular component: membrane. The transcript is spliced from 6 exons. The record is from RefSeq and is a predicted model, not a curated record.
CGCCCCGCAGACCACCAUUUCGAAGCGGAAAACUGCGGCUGGAUGAACGCCCUGUACUACCGCAACUACUUCGAGAUCCUCAACACCUCCUUUGGCACCCCACCGGCCGUCAUCCUCGGCGCCAAAUACGGCUCCAACUACCUCGCUUCCCAGUCCUCCAAUUCUAUAAACGGCAGCAAUAACGUGGCGCGCAUCAUGAGCCGCCCGAUCACCUCGGCCAUGCCGUACAACACGCAGGUGACCUUUUGGUACAACAUCGCGGCCUAUCAGUUGCGCUACUUCCGGCUGAUCGUCCGCCAGAACGAGGUGGACGAGAUCGUGUGGGAGCGCAGCGGCGGAAGUGCUCCCGGCUGGAAGGAGGCCGUGUUGACGGUGUGCGGGAAGGCCGGCGCGCAUUUGAUCCUGGAGGUGGCCUUCACCCUGCCGGACAGUGUGGUGGCCGUGGAUGACGUCAGGUACCGCGGCGAGAACAAUCUGGCGGCCUCCGUGCCCGGCUUGUGCCCCGUGGUCAGCUGUCAUUUCGAGGACGGCUUCUGUGGAUGGCUGAGUGACAUCCGCGCCGCUCCCUUUAACAACAGAUGGGUCCGCUCAACGAGCCGAAUCGAUUACCACGACCACCCGAACAACGGCAAAUCCGGCCGGUUCCACGUCCAGUCCACCGGCAUCCCCAACCAGGCCCUUAGCAUAGCGCGCCUGUACACGCCCUGCCUUGCUGUCUCCUCUGACUCCAGCCUGGACUUCUUCGUUCACUUGUAUGGACCCUCCAUCCAGUACGUCCAACUGAAGUCCCUUUCCAACGCCGCCAACAACGAGACCGUCCUCUGGAGCAGCAGCAGCGUUCAGUCCAACGCCUGGCUGCACCCCACCCUCCCCGUCCCCGCCUCCACCAACGUCGUCUUCAUCCUGGAAGCGGCCUUCUCCGACGCCGACUCCACCGUCGCCAUCGACCAGAUCCGCUUGCUCAACGAAGCGGAAGUGGUCACUUUGGGCGACAACUGUCCCGGCGUGGCGCCGGUGACCCCGGCGACCACCCGCCCCACGCGGCCAACCGUCACCACCCCGGUACCGCCCCUGCCCACCGGGACGUUGAGCUGCUCCUUCAAUUCCCAUUUCUGCGGGUACGGAUAUCAAGGUUUCAGGAUAUCCAACACCAGUGAGGACAUAACGACCUCCGUGGGCGGUGGCAUGGCGCUGUUCCAACCGAACAGUCAGCAACGUCACGCCAAUUUAUUGUCGCGUGGGUUCUACGUGCGGGAACGCAUGCAGGUGUUCUUCUUCUACUUCGCCCAUGCGGAUGUGGAAACAUUCACGGUGAAGGCGCAUUACGUCGUCAAUGGACAGAUCACCUCGACGGAUGUCUUGUUUGAACUGCACGGAAGCGCCGCCCUGGGCGGGAUGGCGUUUGGACGCUGGAUCCCCGGUCGGGUGACGCUUUGUGUGCCCGGAUUCUCGCCGUUGGUACAGCUGGAGUUCAGCGUCACAGCUGGAGCCGGUUCCUCGUCGGAAUUUGCUCUUGACGAGAUCAUCAUCAACCGCGAAACCCAGGCCACCUCCCUUACCCCUCUGAACAGCACCCUGGACUGCGGCCCGAUCAAUCGACCUAAUUCCCUGACCUGCGAAGACAUCGCCCCCGGCGCGCCCUUCUGCGGCUGGCAGGCCCCGCCCGGCGUCACCACCCAGGUUCUGCCCGGCACGCACGAGACCGCGCUGGUCGUCCUGGGCGAAGCGCUGUCCGCCGGUCCCGUGCAGGUCGUCAGCGGGGAGAUCCCGCCGCAUUCCGAACCGACCAACUUCGCCUUCAAGUACAUGCUGGUCACCCGCGCCCGCCUGCAGGUGGAUCUCCUGGUGGGCGGGGACAACAGUCUGCCCUAUCCCUUGGCCCCCACGGAGAACGCCGAACGCUGGAAUUCCGCCGUGGUGGAGGUUCCCGCCAGCGAUCAGCCCAGCCGAAUUACCUUCCGCGUCAGUGUCCUGGAGGUGCAGAACCGUCAGGAGCCGGGAGUCGUGCCGGCGUUGUUCGCGCUGACGGACACGUGGUACUCGGCUGAAGAAGGCUUCGUGGCGCAACUGGACAACGUGACCACCACCGUCUCUCCCGUCACCACCGAGCCGACGGCAACAUCCGGAUCGACGGUGACAUCGGUCACCACCGGGCCAACGGGCACCGCUGGGUCCACGACCACAUCCGGACCGACGGUAACAUCAGUGACAUCAGAGUCCCCGACACCAACAACCGUUCCGACGACGAACGCCACCACCCCGCCCAUCGUCGUCCGGCCGACGAGCGCACCCCAGGCCUACAGCACGCAGGACAUCGUGCUGAUCAGCGUGGGCUCGGUGGCCGGCGCCCUGGUGCUGCUGGGCGUGGUCAUCGCGCUGCUGCACUUGCGCAGCAAGCGCCGCGAGCGCCAGGGCCGCAGCUACGAGGAGCACGUCGUCACCGAGACGCCGCUGACGGAGAUGUCCACGCGCACCUCCACCAUGUCCAAACCGCCGGCCUACAGCAGCAAACCCCCAACACCGCCGCCCGCCAGCGGCCAGAGCACGCCGCCGCCCUCGCAGCCGACGGUGGCCGCCUUCCGCACCAAGGGCUUCGACGAGGAGACGCUUUAAAC